This is a messenger RNA of Lytechinus pictus (painted urchin), 4303 nucleotides long. RefSeq names its product protein starmaker-like. Lineage: Eukaryota; Metazoa; Echinodermata; Echinoidea; Temnopleuroida; Toxopneustidae. The transcript is spliced from 10 exons. The coding region runs from base 28 to 1260 and encodes 410 amino acids. The record is from RefSeq and is a predicted model, not a curated record.
CCCUUAUCAGGAAGACGAUCAAGGAACAUGACUCCCAUACAGAGAUUAGGAAGCCAGCUAGAGAUGUUACCACCAGAUGAUGAGCCAUCCAAAGAUCGACCUGGAUCUAGGACUUCCAGUCGCACCAGUCAUCGGCCUUCUAGUUCCUCAGAGAAAAGUCCUCGUCAGACACAGAGUGCUGGGUCAUCAGGUCGGAGGUCACGCCAAGGUCAAGAGGAACAUGAUGCUGGAUUCAAUAGGGCUAACAGUUAUAAUGGUCUUGCUUCGCCUCCACCAGGGGAAUCUAGACCAGGCAGUACGAUUCACAAACAGGUUUCUUUGACCACUGUCAAGAGAAACUAUGAAACGCAUGGAAUUCCAAAGAAUGAAAAUUGGGACUUUGUGCCAGAAGACAUCGCCAAACAAACACCCUUAACAAAUGGAACAAGCCAUACACAUGUAGACAGAAACAAGACUAUAGGAGCCACUGGUGGACACUCCCACAAAGAUGAGGGGGUGGUGGGAGUGGGCAUAGAUGGAGGGAAUGGUGAUGGGGUUAAUGUGUUGUCAGAGAAGGAACGUACAGAGGAGAGAUUGAAUUAUCUGAUGGAGCAGUUGAGAAUGAAGGAUAAAGAGAUCAAACAACAUGAAGAGAAGAGAAAGUCAGGUAGUGCAGCUAAGAGGAAAGAUUCUUUAGUAAAGAAUAGAGAAGACCCUUCCACUGUCACUGACUCAUACUAUGUUUCAACAGUUGAAGAGCCUGCUCUGAGUAUAGGAGCUACUGCUGGACCUCCACCAUUCCUUGAAGAUAGAAAAGAAGAUAAGGCUGAUAAUACUGAAGUAGCUGGUGAUGAAGAGGAUGAUGAGGAGGAGGAUGACGAGGAAGAGGAAGGACCAACUGCUCCAAUUGAACUCAUGGGAGAAUUCUUAGAUUCUGUGAUGGAAGAAGACUAUGAAACUGCAGAUAAGCUGUGUAAAAUGAUUCUUAUAUAUGAGCCUGAAAAUGCUGAAUGUCUGCAAUUCAAGCCACUGAUUGAAGAGAUGCUGAAAAGAUUAUGGCACUAUCAGCUGUAUGGAAGCAGCAGUGAAGACGAGAGCAGUGAUGAUGAUGAAGAAGAUGAUGAAGAUGAAGAAGAUGAUGAGGAUGAUGACAGUGAUGAUGACUCUGAAAGUGACAGUUCUGAGGAGAGUGAGGAGGAGGAGACAAAAGAAAAGACUGAUUCUAAAUCUGUGGUUUAUCCAAAUACUGCAGAUACUUCAAAAUCAGAUGCCAUCCACUGAUAAAUGACUAUGAUGGUGUGCUUCAAGAAUGUUGCUAAUAUGAUGGUUUGUCUUCACUGUACGGAAUUAUAAAUGAUCUACAACAAUGAGUCAGUGAUUCACUUACCGUUUUGUUGACUAUAUCGCUUGUUACAGAUCACUAUUGUCUAUCAUGAUUCCUUAUGACUCUGACUUUUAUGCAAAGGAGCCAUCAAAAUUUAAUCAUCUAAAAAGGCACAUUUAUAAACUUAAAUGUGCCUUUCCUUUUUGGAGUAGUUUGAGAAGCAAUAACAUUAUUCUAUAAUUGGUUCUCAAAGGACUCUGCAGUUUAUCUUCAUUGUGUGGAAUCAUAAAUGAUCUUCAGUCAGUGAUGGUUACAUCAGCUGUCAACUGUAAAUGCAUAUCUUGAUGCCUAUUUAUACUGACUUCUAUUCAAAGGAUUCGCCAGAAUUUUAUCAACUACCAAGGUGUGUCCAUCAACUUAUCAGCAGCUUUGCCUUUUUUUCGGUAUUUAAAAGAGGUUUAAGGCACUUGAAUGUUAUUCUAUUGUUGAUCUUCAAAGGACCAUGCACCUUAUCUCCAUUGUGUGGAAUCAUAAACGAAUAACAGUGACUAGGCAGUGAUUCACUUGUGUAUGAUGGAUACAUUGGUUGUUAUCUGCUAUUGCAUAUCUUGAUGGCUAUUUAUAUUGACCUUUAUUCAAAGGAACCACCAAAAAUUCAUCUACUACAUAGGCAUGUUUAAAAACUGCUCAGCAGAUUUGCCUUUUUAGAGUAGUUCAUGAAGCAAGAUGGUCACUUGAUUGAAUAUUCAGCUUAUCUUGAAGAUACUAUAUUUAUUACUUGUACAGGCAAGCUGAACACCAUGUUUAUACUAUAUCGUCUGCGACAAGUUUAGCAUGCAUAACUUCAAGUGUACUUAGGGCAUCAAGUGAUAGAGUGAUCCUUUACAGAAUCUCACAAAGCCAAUUUGUCAUCAGAGCGUUCAAACAUGUUAUUUUUUAUAGAAUUCAUCUCCUUUUAUUCAUUUUUUUUUUGUUUAAAGGGUUUUGGGGGGUGUGUCAUUCAAGAUUUUUAUUAUUAUCUAAGUAUUUUUUAAUAUAUUCAUGCAGUUAUUAUUUUUUAAUGAAUUUUGUUAAAGUGUUAGAUGGAUGCACAUUAUUGUCAGUCCAUCCGUCCAUCUUCCAGUGUCUUAAAAUCUUCUACAAGAAGUAGAGUGUGUUGAAUUUCCUUGUAUUUCUUUUGUUGUUGAAAUUCCAUGGAGUAUUUUGGUUUAGAAUGUCAUACAAUUAUGAGACUAUAUCAAUAUGUUGUUGAUAACAAUCAUAUUUUUAUGAUAAAUUGUUGAAUGCCAUAUAAGCAAUAAAAACAAUGAAAUCUAUAUAAAAAGGGUUUUUUUUAGCACUAGGCACAUAACCCUAUCUAGUAGGCAUCAAGCACUGGAAAGUGAAAGUUAACAGGUUUUCAAAUGCAUAAACUAAGAGUAAACAUUGAUAAUAUUAUAUGGUAAUAAGAAUAACCAAGGAAAUCAUCAAUAGACCUUGUGCAUAUGAUGUCACAAUCUCAUAUAGCGCCCUUCCUCAGAGGAUAUAGGAAUACACGUAAAUCAAGUUGUCAGAGAUAUGCCAGCUGUAAUGCAAUUGCUUCAGCAUCUAGAAUGGCAGCAUGACGACAGCAGUACAUAACUAGAGGAUAUCAAGACCAGAAAUGUUGGACACAUUUUCAGUUACUACAAUGAAUUAAAUACAGUUUGUACACUUACCAUAAGAUUGCUACCUUAACUAAACUCUAGCUUAUUUAGCUGUGGCUUUUUGGAAUGCUGCUAAGUAUUUUGUCCCUUCUAAUGCUUCAUUUCUUGCAUACACAACACAAGGGAUGUAAAAAAAAGCCACUGUAAACUCCUGCAUCCAGCUAUGCCGUAGUAAUCUUUUUGUUAAUGUGCUGAAUACAGUUACCAAACAGGUCUCUAUGAGUCAUGCCAAACAGGCAUAGUGUAGUCAUGGAGUGGCACAUAGUUUAUGUUAUCACACAUCUGAGCUUGUAAUUUACAAAACCGUAUUGCCCUAGAUUUUUUAAAUAAAGGGAUAGGUAUCUUAUUUGUAUUUUGCUCGGUCUCUUUACACGUAUUGACUUUGCAUGCAGAGACGAUGCAAAAUGUACCUUUUUAUUUUCCCUGGGCUCGUAUCCUUGCAUUUUGGGAUGCGCAGAAAAAGAUACGCUUCAUAAUGAUCUGCGCAGCAACGCUAUACGUCAUAAUCAUAGUGCUGUAUUCUGGUGCUGGAUAUGCGUCCCUAGGGACGAGAUCUUAUAAUUACAAGUAUGUCACGAUUGUACAAUGCAAAGCCUAGCCCCUGAUAUAAACAUGCAAUAGAACCCUAUGCAUAAAAGAAUCAUGUCCAUUUUCAUGAUUUUUGCUCUAGAUGUCUGAUUUGGAUGAUAAUAAAAAUAUUGAAUGACUCUUCUUUCGGGGAAACAUCAAAUAUAUUGCCCUUAAAAGAACCAUAUUGCCUUUGUCUAAAGACCCUGACCAAUAUGAUUCUGUUGCGGGCAAUAUAUUGUAUGCACCCCUCAAAACCAGUCAAUAUUUUAUAAUUAUUUUGUUUGCUUAGUAUAUCCCUGUAAAAUGAAACUUUUUUUGUCAUCAUUACUGUGAAAGUUUAUGGAUUUAGUUCAUGACACUUGGACAUAUGAAGAGCAAAAGUAUUUUAUCAUUGUAUGAAUGUUUUCAUUUGUGAAUAAUUUUCAAUAGUUGUUUUAAAAUUUAGCAGUGUUGCUAUAUUGAAUCGCGUACUGCAGGCGAGACUGCCAGAGGCAUUGUUUUCAAAGAAACAUAUUUUUUCCCCGUAUCUUUGUGUGGUGCUUGAUGUACAUGUAUUUAUGAUGUAUGUAGUUAUAUCAAAGCUAGUAAAAGCUUGAUAACUUAAAGUUUGAAGUGAUUGGCUUCAUAUCUUGCAUUGUUUGGUACCCGUUAAAGAUGCAAGGGAGCGUUUGGUGCAUACCAAUUAAAAAGAUAUCAAAGUAUAUAAAUAACAUUGAAUGUGUACUCAAAACCCACAAAACUAACC